CUUCAUUUAUUCAUAAAGAGCCAAAAAAAAAAAAAAACAAUCUUCAACUGUAAAUAUUUAUUUUCUCUUUUUUGGUUUGGGAUUUGUCUGAAAUGAACAGACGAGUUUUGGCUUGAGGGGUUCUCUUUGCAGUUUUCUAUAACACCCUCUACGUGGUGUACUCUCAUCUACAUUUUUCUUACACUCCUGAGGGAGGACCUAUGUUGAUGUGAAAUAGAAUGAAGAUGAAUAUAGAAUAUCAAGGCUGUGAAAAUAUGAUUGUUUGCCCUUCAAUAAGCUCAUCUGCGAAAGGUGCUGUGUGCCUGAGUGGGUAUAUCCAAACACAGAUGGGCAGCAAGAUGUCUUCUAUGAUGUCCCGAAGGCCAUCUAGUUCACGCUGUUUCUGUUUCAAUCCUGGGAAUUCAAACACAAAGUAUACACAUUUGUUUGUCUCCAAGAAUCAUCUGUCUAGUGUUAGUCGAACAUCUCAGAGAAACUUUGUCAGCUCUUGCUUCUCCAAAGAAACAGGCAAAUUGUGGUCUUUAACAGCUAAAGAUUUGGUUAGUGCUGAGGGGACCCGGGGAAGAAACCUUAAAAUUUCAAUCGCAAAUCAUGCUUUGAACAUGAGAAUUGUAGUGCCCAAAGGAAUCAAACAAACAAUGCUUCCCAAAGUCAGUUGUAAUGUUGGACCAAUUUCUUGGCCAUCGGGCUGUGCCUCUGCCGGAUUAAUUUGUGGGUUAUUGGUUUGCUAUUCGAGUUCUGAACCCUUGAAUGCUGAAUCAGCACAAGGAGGCAAUUAUAAGAAAGAUGACUGUGAUUCACCACACGUUAAAUUGUCACAUGGGAAGAAAGUAUACACUGACUAUUCUGUGAUCGGAAUACCAGGAGAUGGGCGAUGCAUGUUUCGCUCCGUUGCUCAUGGAGCUUGUUUACGAGCUGGGAAACCAGCUCCAAAUGAGAAUUUGCAAAGAGAAUUAGCUGAUGAUUUAAGGGCCAGAGUUGCUGAUGAGUUUAUCAAAAGAAGAGAAGAGACAGAAUGGUUUGUAGAAGGUGAUUUUGAUACAUAUGUCUCACAAAUCAGGAAGCCACAUGUAUGGGGAGGGGAGCCUGAACUAUUCAUGGCUUCACAUGUUCUCCAGAUGCCUAUCACAGUGUACAUGCAUGACAGAGAAGCUGGUGGGCUAAUCACCAUUGCUGAGUAUGGCCAAGAAUAUGGAGAUGGAAACCCCAUUAGAGUCCUUUAUCACGGUUUUGGUCAUUACGACGCCCUCCAAAUUCCCUCAAACAAAGGUGCUAAUUCUAGACUCUAGAAUAGCACUUAUGUUAAGCUUUUUGUUAACACAACAAUCUUACGCUUUCUAUCUAUAACCAAUACAAAUCUGAGUCUCACACAUGUUUUUAUAUACAUUUGUAUUUGUAUUUGUGUUCGUUUUUGUUUUAACAAAGAUGCGGAUGAAAAUUAACUGUAUUUCAUAAGUUUUUUUAUUAUUAUUUAUCCUUCUUUAUUGUAUAAUGGACAUUAAAAAUUUAAAAAUAUCAAUUUUAUUCA
Molecule: messenger RNA, 1528 nt
Organism: Cannabis sativa
Lineage: Eukaryota; Viridiplantae; Streptophyta; Magnoliopsida; Rosales; Cannabaceae
Product: OVARIAN TUMOR DOMAIN-containing deubiquitinating enzyme 4-like
Exons: 8
Coding region: 219-1289 (356 amino acids)
Biological process (GO): protein deubiquitination; endoplasmic reticulum unfolded protein response
Cellular component (GO): nucleus; cytosol
Molecular function (GO): cysteine-type deubiquitinase activity
Source: RefSeq, a predicted model, not a curated record